UCUGAGUGCGCAUGCGCGAGAGUAAGUGCUCUCUUCCCGGCAAGAUGGCGAGGAAGUUAGUGUGCGGUCACUGGCAGCUUCUGCGACUCCUACGACCCCAGCGUUCGUUCCAUAGCGUCGCAGUGUCCCUGAGACCGCUGGCCGCCGAGCUCCUCGCAGCCCGCCGGGGUAACGGGCGGCCACCCUAUGCUCUUCUCGCCGUCUUCACUCCUCGCUGCAUCAGUACAUCUGCCACCCUCUUUGCAGAAGCCCAGGUCCAGGCACCCCCUGUUGUUCCUGCUACCUCUAUCCCUGCUGCAGUACCAGAGGUAGCUUCUGGAGGAGCUGCAGAUGCAGUCCAGUGUGCUACAGAACCGAGCUUCACAGAACUGGGGCUCGGCUCUUACACCCCGGUGGGGCUCAUCCAGAAUCUCUUGGAAUAUAUACAUGUCGACCUGGGCCUGCCUUGGUGGGGGGCCAUUGCCACAUGUACUGUCCUUGCCCGAUGCCUCGUUUUUCCUCUCAUUGUGAAGGGCCAGCGAGAAGCAGCCAAGAUCCACAACCACAUGCCAGAGAUGCAGAAGUUUUCCACUCGAAUCAGAGAGGCCAAGUUGGCCGGAGACCAGGCUGAGUUUUACAAGGCCACCAUAGAGAUGACACGCUAUCAGAAAAAGCAUGAUAUUAAACUCUUGAGACCGCUCAUCCUACCUCUCACUCAGGCCCCCGUCUUCAUCUCCUUCUUUAUUGCCUUGAGAGAGAUGGCCAACCUGCCUGUGCCCAGCCUCCAGACAGGUGGGCUCUGGUGGUUCCAAGAUCUCACCGUGUCUGAUCCCAUCUACGUCUUGCCACUGGUAGUCACUGCCACAAUGUGGUGUGUCCUUGAGCUAGGUGCUGAGACAGGUGUUCAGAGCAAUGACCUUCAGUUCAUGAGGAACAUUAUCAGGGUGAUGCCCCUGGUGGUCUUGCCUGUGACCAUCCACUUCCCCUCGGCAGUGUUCAUGUACUGGCUGUCCUCCAAUGUGUUCUCCCUGUGCCAAGUAGCCUGCCUCCGGAUUCCAGCUGUGCGCACAGUGCUGAAGAUCCCCCAGCGAGUCGUCCAUGACCCUGACAAAUUGCCUCCUAGGGAAGGCUUCUUGAAGAGCUUCAAAAAAGGCUGGAAGAACGCUGAAAUUGCACAGCAGCUCCGAGAGCGGGAGCAGCGAAUGCAGAAACACUUGGACCUGGCUGCCAGGGGUCCCUUACGACAGACUUUUACGCACAACCCUCUGCUGCAGCAUGAUCCAAGUCACCCCCCCAAAGCUCCCAACAGCAACAACAGCAGCAUCAAAGCAAACGCAAAGAAGCCUUGGCAAGACACACUUGGUUGACGUGUUCUGUGCUCACUCUGACAAGACCCCUGCCUCUGCGGACUCCUCCACACUGAUUUGCCCCAGCUCUGGGGACUAUAGCAUUUGGAGGGGUUCAUUUUAAAAGUUGUUUCCACUACAGACUCUUAUUUGUGUGUAUUAAAAGAGUCCUGGAGAGCCAAGCGACCUUCCAUCCACA
Messenger RNA from Mus caroli (Ryukyu mouse), 1524 nucleotides. It is a transcript of the gene Oxa1l, whose product is annotated as OXA1L mitochondrial inner membrane insertase. Gene Ontology annotation, biological process: protein insertion into mitochondrial inner membrane from matrix. Gene Ontology annotation, cellular component: mitochondrial inner membrane. Lineage: Eukaryota; Metazoa; Chordata; Mammalia; Rodentia; Muridae. The record is from RefSeq and is a predicted model, not a curated record. Gene Ontology annotation, molecular function: membrane insertase activity.